UUUCUUGGUUUUUUAAAUUGACAGGCUGCACAAGGUUAUUGACUUGUCAGCACAGUUCACGAUCUUUGUGCUGUCCUCGCCACGGACUUCUUUACUACUGUCACAGAAGUGCAUCUAAGCCUGAAUGACGCCACUGGUGUUCACUCAAAAAGCAUCUUUGUGUUGUCCUUGCUCCUAGUGAUUUUUCAGAACUUUGUCGAACAUUAAAGAAGGUUAUCACCGAUGUAAACAUUACUGUGGGAAAAUAAAGAAAAAAAAAGGAAAAAAAAAGAAAAAAAGGAAAAAAAAGAAAUAAAAAAAGGAAAAAAAAGGGCAUCCUUGGUAGGGAUCCGAGAACCCUUCAUAAAAACAAGGAAAAAAAAAGAAAAAAAAAACAUUGCUGUUGCAGUUGAAGCUAUUCAAGCAUUGGGCAACUUUGCUAUGGAUCUGAGAACCCAUUUUUCGGCAAGAUGUCGCUUCUUAUUGCCUCUACUAUUGGAGAAAUUGUAGGAGAAGAAACCUACUUCAACGGAGGCCCUUACCCAAACUCUUCGGGCAAUGCCUAAGUCCAGAUGCUUGAGUGUAAAUGACACUGUUGAAGCUAUGAAGGUGGAAGUGAAAAACAAAGUUCGUCUUGUAAGAUCGAUGACGUUGAGCUGUGUUACAUUCUGUAUUGAAACAGUAACAGAGCGACCAUACUUAAGGUUCACGAGGAAUAUGUUCCCAUAUGCAUGGAGAUUGAUCUGCAUGGAUUAUCAGGCCCUUAAUGAUGGAACACCUGAUGUGAGGAAUGCAGCUUUCUCAGCUUUGGCGGCUAUUUCCAAGAUGGUUGGCAUGAGACCUUUGGAAAAGUCUCCAGAAAAAUCUGGAUGAUGUCAGA
Salvia splendens (bonfire salvia) is the source of this 859-nucleotide messenger RNA. Its product is annotated as 65-kDa microtubule-associated protein 2-like. Gene Ontology annotation, molecular function: microtubule plus-end binding; microtubule plus end polymerase activity. Gene Ontology annotation, cellular component: spindle; cytoplasm. Lineage: Eukaryota; Viridiplantae; Streptophyta; Magnoliopsida; Lamiales; Lamiaceae. Gene Ontology annotation, biological process: microtubule polymerization; establishment or maintenance of microtubule cytoskeleton polarity; cytokinesis by cell plate formation. The coding region runs from base 538 to 852 and encodes 104 amino acids. The record is from RefSeq and is a predicted model, not a curated record. The transcript is spliced from 6 exons.